Molecule: messenger RNA, 1915 nt
Organism: Synchiropus splendidus (mandarinfish)
Lineage: Eukaryota; Metazoa; Chordata; Actinopteri; Syngnathiformes; Callionymidae
Gene: tra2a
Product: transformer 2 alpha homolog
Exons: 9
Coding region: 967-1554 (195 amino acids)
Biological process (GO): positive regulation of mRNA splicing, via spliceosome
Cellular component (GO): spliceosomal complex
Molecular function (GO): RNA binding
Source: RefSeq, a predicted model, not a curated record
CCCAGCGAAAGCGCCAUUUUGUCCGAAGCACAUCUGCGGCUGUUAGAGCUCGCGUGCUCGCAUAGACUAGUAUAACAUAAAACUUAUUUUGAAUAGCCCUGUUCAAAAUGAGUGAUGUAGAGGAUGGAAAGUGCGAGAGACGGGUUAUUGGUCGUGAAGGAUAUGAAGAGUUUUAUCCAAGAAUAAUGAAGAAAAUAUUCAAGAUAAAAGAAGGCUAAUGAAAACAUUAACUGGGAUGUGAAAGGGGAGGAAAAUGUGACGGAAGAAUGAUGUCAGAUAGGAGCGCUCGCAGAAUAAAGGCUAAAUGAAACCGGUUUCAGUUUGGGUGAAGAGAGAAAAAACGAAACCUGGAAUCAGAAAAUAAGAAAACUGAACAAAGAAGAACGAAGAAGGAUAGAAAUUUCUGGAAGAAUGAAUGUGUCCAUAGGUUAAGUAAAAAUGUCAACAAUAUAUUUUCUUUAUCAUGCUUCCUGUUUUGCAUGUUUUGUUGUUGUCUCCUAAUUACCCUGCUGGACAAAGAAAACCCUCUGUUGUUUAUAGUUAAUCAUUGUCACAUAGUUCAGCAAAAUUGCUUUGCUAUUUCCAACUCCUCUUUGUUUUUGGAAGAUUUUGUACACAUACUUUUUCACAUCUCCUCUAUCACUGUUAAAAUUGAAGUGUUCACCCAUGCCAAGUUUUAACGUCCUGCUGUGGCUGUAGGGUUCUCCCUCCCCGGCAAAGUCUGAGCCCGGGAGUCCAGCCCGGGCCAAGUCGAGGAGCAGGUCCCAGUCACGGAGCUCCUCCAGGGCCUCCAAACACUCGGAGUCCAGAUCUCGCUCAAGGUCAAAAUCAAGGUCCCGCUCUAAACGCCACUCAGACAGACGUUAUAGCCGCUCUCGCUCGCGGUCCCGCUCCCACCGCCGGAAGUCCCGCUCUCGUUCCCACAGCACCGACUACAGACGCAGGAGAAGCCAGAGCAACUCCCCAAUGUCAAGCCGCCGACGCCAUGCUGGAAGCAGAAGCCAUGACUCCUCAAAAGAAGCUCACAGUCAUGGCGGUGGUGCAGAUGUUAGGGCAAACCCAGACCCCAGCACGUGCUUAGGCGUGUUUGGGUUGAGUCUGUACACCACUGAGCGUGACCUGAGAGAGGUGUUUUCACGCUAUGGACCUCUGGCUGGGGUCAACGUUGUCUAUGACCAGCGCUCCGGUCGUUCCCGGGGCUUUGCCUUUGUUUACUUUGAGAGGAUUGAGGACUCUAAAGAGGCGAUGGAGCGAGCCAACGACAUGGAGCUGGACGGCAGGCGCAUCAGAGUGGACUAUUCCAUCACUAAACGCCCCCAUACUCCCACGCCAGGAAUCUACAUGGGCCGACCUACUCAUGGUGGUGGCGGCGGCGGCGGUGGUGGCGGCGGUGGAGGCAGGAGGGGUCGAGACUCCUAUGACAGAGGUUAUGACCGCUAUGACAGAUAUGAUGAGUAUGACUACAGAUACAGUCGGAGGCGCUCUCCCUCACCUUACUACAGUCGCUACAGGUCUCGCUCGCGGUCACGCUCCUACAGCCCUCGUCGAUACUGACUUGCUUCCUUCACACAUCAUCUCUCCAAGAAUAAUUGUGCGUUUCAGGGAGGGGGGGGCUUUUACAAGCAGCAUGCCUAUUUAAUCUAAACGAAAAAAGAAGGAGCAGCGUUUUGAUCAGGGGUGUUUCUGUUCUUGUGGAGCACACGUUCAUUUUAAUGUGGCCUGUGUUUUUUUGAUGGAUCUCUCAGAUGUGUGGUGGAUGAGGAAGUCUGUGAGGUCAUUUGUUAAUGUGCUUUGGUUCUUGCAUGACAAUUUUUGGUAAUUGAGGAAGAUCCAGAUUAAAUGUCCUUAGUUUUGAUAAAAUGUAAAAAGUUUUUGUCCAUCCUCUGUUUUUUGGAAAAUAAAAUUAACAAAAGUU